Corythoichthys intestinalis (scribbled pipefish) is the source of this 3507-nucleotide messenger RNA. It is a transcript of the gene etfb, whose product is annotated as electron transfer flavoprotein subunit beta. Lineage: Eukaryota; Metazoa; Chordata; Actinopteri; Syngnathiformes; Syngnathidae. The transcript has 7 exons. Gene Ontology annotation, biological process: amino acid catabolic process; fatty acid beta-oxidation using acyl-CoA dehydrogenase. The record is from RefSeq and is a predicted model, not a curated record. The coding region runs from base 104 to 868 and encodes 254 amino acids. Gene Ontology annotation, cellular component: mitochondrion. Gene Ontology annotation, molecular function: electron transfer activity.
GUGGUGUUACACUAAAAGAAUUCCGACUCCUCCUUGGGUGAAGGUUCACCAGCGGUGACUCGGUUACGUCCGCUGUCCACAAGUUCUUGCCACCUUGUCUAUAAUGUCUGGCCGCGUUCUCGUCGGAGUCAAGCGAGUCAUUGACUAUGCAGUUAAGAUCCGGGUGAAGCCGGACAAGAGCGGCGUGGUGACUGAUGGCGUGAAGCACUCGAUGAACCCCUUCUGCGAGAUCGCCGUGGAGGAGGCGGUCAAGCUGAAGGAGAAGAAGCUCAUCAAGGAGGUUGUGGCAGUGAGCUGUGGGCCUCAGCAGGCACAGGAAACCAUUCGCACCGCCCUCGCCAUGGGAGCAGAUCGCGGCAUACACGUUGAGGUGUCUGGCAAGGACUACGAAAACCUAGGACCCCUCCAGGUCUCUAAGAUCAUGGCUGCUUUGGCAAAGAAGGAAGAGGCCCAGCUAGUAAUCCUUGGAAAACAGGCCAUCGACGAUGACUGCAAUCAGACGGGCCAAAUGACAGCAGCUCUACUGGACUGGCCUCAGGGCACGUUUGCGUCAGAGGUGACGCUAGAAGGCGACAAAAUGAAAGUGGUGCGUGAGAUUGACGGCGGCUUGGAGACCAUCAAGAUCAACACGCCUGCUGUGGUCACCGCCGACCUCCGACUCAACACGCCACGCUACGCCACCCUGCCUAAUAUCAUGAAAGCAAAGAAGAAGAAAAUUGCCAACGUGAAGCCAGCCGAUCUGGGCGUGGAGCUGACGUCCCGGCUGGAGGUGCUACAGGUAGACGAGCCCCCACAGAGGCAAGCUGGCAUCAAAGUGGAGACGGUGGAUGACUUGGUGGGCAAACUCAAGGAAACGGGAUGCAUAUAACAAAGUCCUGAGGGCAUAUAAAACCCAAUGGAGAUAACAACAUGGACAAGUACUGAGAAACACAGCCCUGCGACUGCUGCUGGAUAGCCACACAAACUUGUGUGUUUUUUUAAAAUCAUCACAUCUGGACUAUAAACUAAGGAUCCACUUAAAGAGUCUGUACAAAACCACCUGGUUUUUGCCUCAUAAACGAAACUUUGAAGCGAAACGUUUCAGCCAUGCCGAGCUUGUAAAUGAUUGUAAAUAAAAUAUACAGAGACAAGCAUGCCGCACAUGCAGAGCAUAUUAGCUGGAUUCAGGACGGUGUAUCUCAGUACCUGCAAACUGAAAUUUUGCCACAAGCGCCUCGAUUGUACGUGAUCAUGAAAAAUAAAGCAGCAUUUGUUUUUGUUUUUUUCAUAAUCAAAUUUAUUUGUGGUUGGUCUUGUAUGGCAUGCAUGGACAACAGUUUAAAAUGGGUACGCAACUAAGGAUUAACUCAUUGGCUGUUAUUGACGGCACUGGACUUCCAUUCCAUUAUAACUGGGAGACAUUGACAGAUAAUUAAUGGAAUCGACUGGACGUCUUGCGCCGUCAAUGGCACUGAAACUUGAGCAUUCGCAGCCAGUCCUCCUAGCUUAAAUGAACUGAACAUCUGUCCGUCAAUGGAAAACAAGAACUGAAUACUAUGAGAGAUCCUUUAAAAAAAUAAACUUUAGACUGUUAAUGGAGGCCAUAACCAGAGUGUCUGUUUAUUCAUUUUAAUUUUAAUAGUAAAAUAGUUUUAUUAAGUUUUCACGUAUAAUUUUAUUAAUUUGAAAGGAUAUAAAAAAAUAUUGAUAAUUUUAUGCCCACAUGGCUAGACAUGUGCCCAUAAUGGUUUUAAAGUAUACAGUGGUAUGAAAACGUCACUCUUUCAAUACCGCAAAAAAAUUCUGUCAAACCAUCCCUACAAUAUUAGCUUUUUUUAUGUCCCAAAAAUGCAGGGAGAAAUCCCUCGCUUGUAGCUGCAAGGCUCAACUCCCCCUCACCGGUUGAUGCUCAGUGUCAGUGAGUCAGCUGUGCUACACAAUGACAGGAGGUGAACCCUACUGAAUUUUUUCCCCAUUGAAAAAAAAACGAAUACACUGGUAUGGAAGUACUUUGGCUAUUGAAAAGGUGGGCGCAGCUUAGAGGAGUAGGGCCAACCGUCAUGUAAAGCAUUUUUGCGGAGGCUGGCUUCUGAGGAGCCAAUACCUCCGAUACGAUUUCGCAUUAUUACAAAAUUAAUGGUUGGUAAACAUUAUCAUUAGAGAUGUCCGAUCACGUCAUUUUCAAGGUAUCGGAAUCGCCCAAAAAAAUAUCGGACAUGCCUUUUUUUUUAUAUAUAUAUUUUUUUAAAUAAAUCGUUUUCUAAUUGUAUUUAACGUUACAGACAUAAUAUGUUACACUCAUCCAGAGUCUUUAGUUUUGGCUUAAGGUAGGGUUAUCAAAUUUAUCCCGAUAAUGGCGGUAAUUUUUUUUUUUUUUUAAUUGUAUCACGUUAAAAUAUUUAACGCAAUUAAUACAUGUGCUGCACUACCCACUCAGGCAUUGUUGCGCUCAAUCUGUAAUGGUGCCGUUUUAUCUAUAUAGAGAGCUAAAAGGCAGCGUAAUAUGAGUAGAGUGAAUUUUGAAAGCCUUUGGAGCCUUAUUUUAAUUGGCUAAAGCCUUACAAUCCCUCUCCCUACGAUUAGAGCUAUCGUGGGAAGCAAGACAGUAAUUGAUCUUUUUCUAAACACCCUAUGUUAUUUCACAACGCAGAGAAGAUAAAUCAAUUGGUACCACUACGCACAGUCAUGGUUCCACUUCCCAUCAUGCAUUUGGGCAUGGCUACAGUAUCAUUUACUGAAAGCUCAACAAAUACACUAGAUGGCAAUAUUUAGUCACAAUAUACAAAGUCACAUUUGUCCUUUAAGAAUUACAAGUCUUUCUAUCCGUGGAUCCCUCUCACAGAAAGAAUGUUAAUAAUGUAAAUGCCAUCUUGAUUUAUUGUCAUAAUAAACAAAUACAGUACUUAUGUACUGUAUGUUGAAUGUAUAUAUUCGUCCGAGUUUUAUUCAUUUUUUUCUUAAUUCAUUGCCAAAAUGUAUAUGAUCGGGGAAAAUUAUCGGUAAUGAUUGGAAUUGAAUCGGGAGCAUAAAAAAGCAAUCGGAUCGGGAAAUAUCGGGAUCGGCAGAUACUCAAACUAAAACGAUCGGGAUCGGAUCAGGAGAAAAAAAAGCAAUUGGAUCGGGAAAUAUCGCGGUCGGCACAUACUCAAACUAAAACGAUCGGAUCGGGAGCAAAAAAACGUGAUCGGAACAACCCUAAUUAUCAUGAACGUUUCCCACCAGCUACGAGAAUUAACUCCAGCGUGUUUAGUGUGUCUAGCGGUAGUAAAAUGUGUUUUUUUUUUCACUCUGGCAACUGUGUUGAGAAAGUGUGUGUAUAAUGUAAACAUGAUACGAGUCCUACACACAUGCUUUUUAUGAAAAAUAAUUCAAUGAUUUUUGUUCUGAUGGCAAUAAUGUUUAGCUGUGGCUGUGGGUUUACGCUCACUUAAAGGAUUGCAUUUAUUUUAUUUGGAAUAAUUCCGUUGUUUUUAUUUUUAAAUUUUAUUUUAACUUAAUAUUAUACUUAUGUUCCAAUUUGCUAAUGUU